AUGUCUGGUACAGUUCUUGAAAAGUGUGCAUCAACUAGAAUACUUGGUGUUACUUUUGACAAUAGGCUUACAUUUGCAUUACACAUUAACAAAAUUAUUUCUGAGGCCUGGAGAACUCUUGGAUUUAUCAUACGCGUAUCAAAGAACUUUACGAACCUGAAGGCUAUUAAAUUAUUGUAUAAUACUUUCGUUAGACCUAAGCUAGAAUAUGCCUCUCUUGUCUGGUCACCUAUCCAGUUGGGACAAUCUACCAGACUUGAAAAAGUACAGAGGAAAUUCCUAAAAUUUCUUAUUUGGAAAAGGUCUGGGGAAUACCCAUUGCGCGGUACAGCUGACCUUGCGCUUUGCAGUGAGUGUAAUUACCACACACUCGCUGAGAGGCGCAUUUGUGCUGAAUUUGCCUUUGCUACUAAGCUCUUCAAUAAUCUGGUGCAUUGUCCACAACUUCUAGCUAUGUUUAAAUUUAAAGAGCCGAUUCUAGGCUUAAGAAGUCAUGUGCCUAUGUACACGUCAGUAGCUAGAAAUAAUUUAGCGCAGGCUGCGCCAAUUUACCGCAUGUCUGAAACGGUAAAUCGUUUCUAUACUUUAGAAUCUUCUCUUGAUCCAUUGAGCUGCCCCAAUGGGUAUGUAACCGCUUCACUCGGUAACCUGGCGACGAAGUGGAGAUGA
Molecule: messenger RNA, 669 nt
Organism: Cotesia glomerata
Lineage: Eukaryota; Metazoa; Arthropoda; Insecta; Hymenoptera; Braconidae
Exons: 1
Coding region: 1-669 (222 amino acids)
Source: RefSeq, a predicted model, not a curated record